Lasiodiplodia theobromae is the source of this 678-nucleotide messenger RNA. RefSeq lists its product as uncharacterized. Lineage: Eukaryota; Fungi; Ascomycota; Dothideomycetes; Botryosphaeriales; Botryosphaeriaceae. The record is from RefSeq and is a predicted model, not a curated record. Bases 1 to 678 code for a protein of 225 amino acids. The transcript has 3 exons.
AUGGAGCUUCCGCCGGAACUACGCAACCACAUAUACGAGAUAGUCAUUGAGGACAUACGUACCACCGAAAAUGAUGCAGUCGGUAUCGUCUUUUGCCUUAGGAACGAAUGGCCUUGUCGCGACGAUGACCUCUUUCGCUACGUCGAGGAUACGUUCGACGGCAAUAACGCUUCUUGGAGAGAGUAUUGGAGGAUCGAACGAUCAAGAACGAACUUUCUAUACUGCCAUCUCAACAAACUAUCGCGCACCAUCAGGCAGGAAUUUGUGCCAAUGCUGUGGAGUCGCAUGCACGUAAGCCUCGACCUUUUGCGUGGCAACAUUGCCUACAUUACGUGGGAUAUGGACCUGCUGUGCGAAAGGGAUAUCGAUUGGGAUGACGAGCCGCUACGCACCCGCAUGGAGUUCGUCGAAUUUCUGAAAAAUGUUGACUUCAAAGGCACAAUCAAUCUGGUAGGACACAGGGCGCACGUUGAGAGCUUCAGGCAGGCUUUGGAAAGCAUUGCCGCCGCUGAAAAUACCGAGCAUGCUCGACAUGUGGCUAUGCAAAGGGUCAAACAGAUCGACGAGUCGUACGACCAACUUGUAAAAAGACAUUGGAACAAUUCCGGUACGGAUGAUGUUCGCGUCAAAUUUGAUAUCAAUCUUCGAGAGUCUCGAUACGAAGAUGACACGACUUGA